Aspergillus clavatus NRRL 1 is the source of this 936-nucleotide messenger RNA. RefSeq names its product aldo/keto reductase. Lineage: Eukaryota; Fungi; Ascomycota; Eurotiomycetes; Eurotiales; Aspergillaceae. Gene Ontology annotation, cellular component: cytosol. Gene Ontology annotation, molecular function: aldose reductase (NADPH) activity. The transcript is spliced from 4 exons. The coding region runs from base 1 to 936 and encodes 311 amino acids. The record is from RefSeq and is a predicted model, not a curated record.
AUGGCGACCAAGUUCAAGCUCAACACCGGGGCUGAGAUCCCCGCCAUUGGGUUCGGCACCUGGCAAGACGAAAAUGCUCAGGAGGAUGCCGUUGCCGAAGCGAUCAAGGCCGGAUACCGCCAUAUUGACACCGCAAGAGUAUAUGUAACCGAAGAAGCCGUUGGAAAAGCGAUCAAGAAGAGCGGCGUGCCUCGAGAUCAACUAUUCGUCACGACUAAGCUUUGGAACAACAAGCACCACCCCGAUGAUGUCGCAGGUGCCCUUGAUGCCUCUCUCGCCGAUUUGCAGUUGGACUAUGUCGACCUGUUCUUGAUGCACUGGCCGGUGGCAUGGAAACGAGGAGAGGAACUCUUCCCAAAAGAGAAUGGAAAGCCUGCCAUGGAAAACAUCGACUUUGUCGACACAUACAAAGCGAUGGAGAAACUGCUGUCAACUGGCAAGGUCAAGGCCAUUGGUGUUUCAAACUUCUCGAAGGCUGAGAUAGAACAUCUGCUGAAGAAUACAUCGGUUGUGCCCGCUGUGCAUCAGCUGGAGGGCCACCCAUGGCUGCAGCAGCGGGCCUUCGCCGAUUGGCACAAGGCAAAGGGUAUCCAUGUCACGCAUUAUUCUCCGCUCGGCAACCAGAACGAAAUGUAUUCCACCAAGGGCCAGAUCGACAAGCUCAUCGACGAUCCGGUACUGGUUGAGAUCUCGAAGAAGUACAACAAGUCAACCGCACAGAUUGCUCUUGCCUGGGGUGUCACGCAGGGCCACUCAGUGCUUCCCAAAUCGAAGACACCAUCUCGAAUCAAGGCCAACCUUGAAGGUGACUUCCACUUGGACGCCGAGGAUACGAAGAAGAUCGAAGGUAUCGACAGGAAACUUCGUUUUAACGAUAGCAGCGCCGACUUUGGUCAAGAUUUCUUUACCGAUCUGGAUGGGAAAAAAUCCGUUUGA